This is a messenger RNA of Cynocephalus volans (Philippine flying lemur), 942 nucleotides long. RefSeq names its product olfactory receptor 51H1-like. The coding region runs from base 1 to 942 and encodes 313 amino acids. The record is from RefSeq and is a predicted model, not a curated record. Lineage: Eukaryota; Metazoa; Chordata; Mammalia; Dermoptera; Cynocephalidae. Gene Ontology annotation, molecular function: G protein-coupled receptor activity; olfactory receptor activity. Gene Ontology annotation, biological process: G protein-coupled receptor signaling pathway. The transcript is spliced from 2 exons. Gene Ontology annotation, cellular component: plasma membrane.
AUGACAGACUUGAAUGCAUCACGUGUCAACCACCAUAGUUUCAUUCUGACAGGUAUCCCAGGGAUGCCGGACAAGAACAUAUGGAUGGCCUUUCCUCUGGGAUUUCUGUACACACUCACACUCCUGGGAAAUGGUACUAUCCUAGCUGUCAUCAAGGUAGAUCAGAGUCUCCAUGAGCCUUUGUACUACUUCCUCUCGAUCCUGGCUCUCACUGACGUUAGCCUCUCCAUGUCCACCUUGCCCACCAUGCUCAGCAUCUUCUGGUUCAGUGCCCCUGAGAUUGCAUUUGAUGCAUGCAUCACACAGAUGUUCUUCAUCCAUGGAUUUGGAGUAGCAGAAUCAGGAGUCCUAGUGUCCAUGGCCUUUGACAGGUUUGUGGCCAUCCAAGACCCACUACGCUAUGCUUCCAUCCUCACCCAUGGCAUUGUUGGAAAGAUUGGAAUAGUGGUUCUCACCCGGGCUGUUUGUGUGGUCUUCCCUGUGCCUUUCCUUAUAAAGCGGCUACCUUUCUGCCAUUCCAAUGUCUUGUCUCAUUCGUACUGUCUUCACCAGGAUGCAAUGCGGCUGGCCUGUGCCAGCACCCACGUCAACAGCCUCUACGGACUUGUCAUUGUCAUCUUCACCUUGGGGAUCGAUGCGCUUGUCAUUCUCUUUUCUUACAUACUCAUUCUCAAGACUGUGCUGGGCAUUGCCUCCAGGGCAGAAAGGCUUAAAGCUCUCAACACCUGCCUCUCUCACAUCUGUGCUGUGCUUCUCUUCUAUGUGCCUCUUAUUGGGGUCACCAUGAUCCACAGAUUUGGGAAGCAUUUAUCACCAAUAGUGCACACGCUCAUGGCCAAUGUAUACCUGCUACUCCCCCCUGUGCUAAACCCCAUUGUUUAUAGUGUGAAGACCAAGCAGAUACGAAGACGGAUCACCCAAGUAAUACUUGGUACAAAAUAA